UAGUUUUGUGCUAAUUCUUUCGUUAUUACAUACAACUAUUAUUAUGGAAACUAAGAAGAGGGAACGUUCGGCGAAUUUCAACAGUACUGAAGUUCAACUUCUUGUAAGCCUCGUCGGGAUAAACAAACUUAUAAUAGAAAAUAAAAAAACGGACGCUAUCACUAAUAAGGAUAAAGAAUCCGCAUGGAACAAAAUUGAAACUUCUUUCAACUCGAGUUGGAUCUCUUCAAUUGAACGCUCCUGGAAAACAUUAAAAUUAAAAUAUGAAGGGGUUAAAAAAGGCACAAAAAAUAAGUCCUCUAUCCAAAGACAGGAGAUGUAUAGGACUGGAGGUGGUCCUUCCAAUGCUCCUGAAUUUACAGAUGUGGAAGGAAAAGUUAUGAGCAUUUGCUCUAACAUAAAAGGAUUGGAUGCUCGUCAUGAUAGUGAUACCAUCAAAAGUGUUCCAAUAUCUAUCAGCGAUAUGGUAAUAAUGGAUGUAGACGAGUUAAGAGGUAGUGAAACGCCAAAUAAUGCAGAGGAUAUUGUCCACAUUAGUAUACCUGAUAUUAAUGAAUCAUUAACUUUCGAACAAACAGAUGACAUCAAGAUAAUUGACAACGAGACACAUAAAGAUAUGAAUGAGUCAUUUACUGCAGACCAAAAGAAUUUCUACAACAAGAAUGAUAACCUGUCAGAAAAAGAAAAUAGAUGGGAUAAGUGGCACCCGAAAGCAUUGAAAUCGAGGGUGUCAAAUGAUCUAAAAACUGACACAGCAACUAAAAGAAGUGUCACAUCCAAACUAGAUGAAUUAAGUUCAGCUCGCUUGGAACUUGUGCAAAUUCAAAUGGAGACUGCCAGAAAAGAACAGAAGCACCAAGAAGAGGAACACAAAUUGAAAAUGCAACAUCAGGCUAAUGAUGAGUAGAGAAAACAAGAAAUACAUGCUUUACUACUACAAAAAUUAAAUUAUGCUCCACUCUCAGAUGAUACUAUUUGUAAACAUCUCUAAUAUUAUUUGUG
This is a messenger RNA of Diatraea saccharalis (sugarcane borer), 1002 nucleotides long. The record is from the annotation of a GenBank genome assembly. Lineage: Eukaryota; Metazoa; Arthropoda; Insecta; Lepidoptera; Crambidae.